Molecule: messenger RNA, 693 nt
Organism: Penicillium verrucosum
Lineage: Eukaryota; Fungi; Ascomycota; Eurotiomycetes; Eurotiales; Aspergillaceae
Product: alpha/beta fold hydrolase
Exons: 1
Coding region: 1-693 (230 amino acids)
Source: RefSeq, a predicted model, not a curated record
AUGCGACUCUCGGACGGGAGGACCCUAGGCUAUGCCGAAUAUGGCUGUGAAACAGGCCAUCCGCUAAUGUUCAUGUAUGGCUAUCCCCAAUGCUGUCUUGAGCCUUCAACGAUAGACCAUAUCUUUCGCCAGCGCGGAAUUCGUGUGAUUGCCCCGGAGCGCCCAGGCUUCGGCCUCUCCACAGUCCAGCCGAACCGACGUAUUAUGGACUGGCCCACCGAUGAUCUCAGACUCUCCCGUUUUGCAAUCAUGGGCGGCUCCGGCAGCGGGCCCUAUGCAUUGGCGUGCGCGCAGGUGCUCCCUCAAGACAUGAUGUCCGCAGUCGGUGUACUUGCUGGAGCGGGCAACUGGAGGGCUGGGGCUCAUCAUAUGCCUUGGAUAUAUUGUGUUUCGAUGCUGGCGACAGAACACUGGCCAACUGGGCUACGGGGGUUGUUGACCAUUGUGGUGUGGAUGCUUAGAAAUGGGCUGAGUACACAAUUGGCAACUCGGAGAGUCAAUGAUUACUUGGCAAAGGACCAGGACCAACAUGACGAAUCGGCCGAGGAACGGAGAGCUCAAUUGCUACGCAUAUUAUUUGAGCCUUUUGCGCAGGGCGCUGGCCCUGCUGCAUAUGAGGCGAAGCUAUUGUCACAAGACUGGGGUCGAGUUCGGCGACAUUACUUACACCAACCUCCACAUCUGGCAUGCUGA